GUGGCUGUCACUGUGACGCGUGCGUGCUGUGCGUGUUAGAUGCCAGUGUGUGCAUGCAGGAGUGGCGUCCACCACAUUUCGUCAUCUGUUGAUGCUCGUUAAAGAAAGCUGGGAGGUUACGUUCGGAACCAGCGGUCAGCGAUCGGUGUGCACCAGAAGGUCUUAUGUUUUUCUCCUUUGGCUGAGUUUCGUUCGUUCAGACUGUACUGGUUUCGUUGGAUUUGUUUUGUUUAUUUGUUGGUUGAAGUUUCGUCAAUGUGUUAGUUAAUGUGGGUUGUGCAGCAAAUGGCAGUGGUGAAAUCAAUGUGGCUAAAACAUGGCUGAGGAGCUACUGGUUACAUUAAACCGGAGCGACACGUCUGGAUUUGGUUUUUCGUUGCUCGGGUCAGCCGGUCUUCCACACAUCGUUUAUGACAUCGUUGAGAAUUCGCCGGCGGCUGAAAGCGGCAAGGUUGAAGCUGGUGAUGUUAUUCUCAGGGUGAAUGAAGUUGACGUAAACAGAUUAAGUACAAAAGAAGAUCCUGCCAUAAAAGCCCGAGUUCGCCGGCUUCUCUCACCCGGGCAUCCAGCCUGCGAGGAGUUCGACGCAUCCCGGACCACCUCUGACACAAAUUCUCAGGAAAAGUCUUCCAGCAACCACGAAGGCAAGGACCACCUUAAACCAGGAACACCGGAACUAGCAGUGAGCCAGCCGCAGGCGCAUACCGGCCCAUAUUAUGCAACUCGCACAAACGGGUCAUACAGUGAUGCCUCGUGUUCCUCGGAGCUCGAAGCUCUUCUUCCACAGGUUGAUAGCUUCAAAGAGGAGGAACGUGCCCAGUGGGAGCCACUAUCCGCUGAUAAAUUCAACCGCCAGAAAAAUCCCCCCAGGUUUGAGGCCUACAUGAUGACUGGCGAUUUGAUGUUGAACCUAUCGAGGACGCAGCAAAGUACCGGACUCCUUCCGAAAUAUCAGAAAAAAGUGGAUUCUUUGAGGUACAACAAUCACCACAUACACCAUCAUCACAAUCACCAUAAUCACCAACAUCAUAACUCGGUACCUACGAGUCCCAACGAAAUGCUGAGCCACCGAAUGCACAGGGGUGGGGCUGGCUCAAAUUCUGCCAGCACCUCGCCCGUCGGUAUUAACAUCAGGCGCGAGUGCGGACAAGGUGCCGGUAGCGAUAGCAAAUCCAACUCGAACUUCGGCUACUCUAGCAGCUUCGUGCGGACAUCCAGGUCCGAGGAUCACCUGCAAUUCCAGAAGGAUCCGUCAAUGAGCGCCGUGGACAUUGACAUUGACGACGAUGUUACGUCAAGUCUUAACACGCUCCUAGACACCCGACCUGACAGUGGUCAAGGGAUAUCGAGCGAACGAAUCGUCUGGACUUACAACGCACCUGUUAGUUCACCUUCCGCCUCUGAGCGGACUUCCUGCUGCCAAAAUGGUAGCUCUUCACAGUCUUCGAGUAGCUCUCGUUCCUCGACUGAAGGAACCAGUCCUCAGCGUUCCUUGUCCCCCGCCUCUCCAACCUCUGUAUCUUCUUCCGUUAUGUCCUCGAAUUCUGGCUCCCGCAGGUUUCCUCUACCAACGGCUACCACUGGCGCAUCUUCCGGCCCAGUGGGCGAUGGGACACCCACGGGUAGUGGAGUCGGGAGCAUCUCAGGAGCAGGUGGAUACUUUCAUCCGACAAAUGGUGACCUCAGUCAGUCUGAGGCCAUUAGCAACAUGUCCAGCCCCGAUUAUAAUGACGAAGAAACAAUGGACAUACUUAGUGCGCGUGAUAUUAUGAUGGUUAGUGACCCUAGUGACAGUGAUUCCACAAUAUUAGCGAGUGAACCUCCUCAGAGGAGACUCCAAAACCCCGGUUAUGGAACUAACCAAGACAGUACUGAGCAUAGGAUAGUUAUUCAAGUUAAGGGACCCGAUAAAGAAAUCACUGGUAGUAGAAACAACAGCCUUCGCCAAUCCCGCCGACGAGGGAAUACUGCGACAUCGAAUGCGUCAGAGCUCAUACCUCCUUCGCAGAAUACCCAACGGUUUCAGUCAACGGUCAGCUCUGGAAAUGUCACACCGGAGUUUGUCGGUUAUCAGGAACUGAAAGAGAGCGAGGAUGAGAAAGAGGUACCAACCGUGGGCGAUUACGAGGAGCAACAGCACAUUGUCAAAGGCUCAUCACCACCACAGUCUGCGGAUGAAGAAAGUGACAUUGAAAGUUUGCAUAGCUUCCAUUAUAGUCCGAAAGCUGUUGAUCUCCCAUCAGCAAUAAGACUAGCAAAACGAUUGUAUUCACUUGAUGGAUUCAAAAAGUCUGACGUCUCCAGACACCUUAGUAAAAAUAAUGACUUUAGUCGAGCUGUGGCUGAGGAAUAUUUGAGGUAUUUUAAUUUUGAGCAAGACACGCUGGACGUGGCUCUCAGAAAGUUCCUUGCCCAAUUUUCGUUGACUGGUGAAACCCAAGAGAGAGAACGAGUCCUUGUACAUUUCUCAAAAAGGUUUCUCGACUGUAAUCCGGGUACAUUUAAUUCUCAAGAUGCUGUACAUACAUUGACUUGUGCUAUAAUGUUGCUCAAUACUGACCUGCAUGGUCAAAAUAUUGGUCGUAAGAUGUCAUGUUCGGAAUUUAUUGAAAAUUUAUCCGAGCUAAAUGACGGAGACAACUUCCCUAGAGAGGUGCUCAAACAACUUUACAAUGCUAUAAAGUCAUUUCCUCUGGAAUGGGCACUAGACGAUGAAGGAGACGAUGCUGCAUCCCAAGUCAUGCAACAGGGAGAUGGACCAGCAUUAUCCGGAACUGGUAACCCUUUUUUAGAUGUCCCAAACGUAACUGGUGCUACAGAAUUCAAGAAAGGCUAUGUAAUGAGAAAGUGUUGUUAUGAUGCAAAUGGAAAGAAAACACCAUUUGGGAAGCGAGGUUGGAAAAUGUACUACUGUACAUUAAGAGAACUGGUCUUAUACCUACAUAAAGACGAGCAUAGUUUUCGCAGCGAUAGCUUACAUAAUGCUAUAAGAAUUCAUCACGCACUAGCAACAAAAGCCGCUGACUAUACAAAAAAGCAGCAUGUCUUUAGACUGCAAACUGCUGAUCAAGCUGAGUACCUCUUUCAAACUAGUGAUUCUAAAGAACUGCAGUCUUGGAUCGACACGAUCAACUUUGUAUGCGCCAGUUUUUCUUGUCAACCACUCGCAGGAGCUGUUGGAUCUCAGCGUAAAUUUCAAAGGCCUCUGCUUCCAUGCAGUCACACAAAACUGUCUCCUAGAGAACAGUUGCGAGACCACGAAGAAAUUGUCAGUCGACUGGAAGCAGAGCUCGAUGAACACAGAAGACAUCCGCCAGAACGAAAUUCAAAGGCUUUAACUGUACAAAACUACAAAGAAAAAGAUGUAUAUUUACAUUACGAGUUGAAGAGGUAUAAGACCUAUGCAUAUUUGCUGAGAUCACGGUUGGCCUUUACGGAUGUGGAACCUUCACUGGUUGAAAGCAGUAUCGGUGAGGUUGACGAAGGGACUGGAAACUUGGCUAAUACUGACGUAGCACUAGUACCACCGCCUGUUCCGGAUCGACUACCUACAAAUAGGUUCUGCGGGGCGUGGUGCUGCUUAUGGGGAAGGACUCAAGUGCCCCUAAGUCGCCUUGCCUGAAGAGCAGUCAAACCUUUUUGAGGAACUCUGGUGAAAAUCUUCAUUGAAAAUUUUUCUACACAACUCUUCAGAAUACCUCUGCAGAAGACUGUAAAUUACUGAGUUUCUCUCGUAACCUCUACGUUUUUAUUCCAAAUCUUGCAAUUGCUUGGUAUUUCUGAACAUCGUUCGAUUUUACUGUCACAUUUUUAAGAGAAACUCUGAAUUUUCUUACAUUUUAUUUGGUACUUCUCUCGAAUUCUGACCUUUACAUUUUUAUGUUAUUUGACUACAGAAUCCUACAUUGCAAAUCAAAAAUAGCAAUUCUCUAAUCUACUAUCUGGAUCAUUACUCAUUACUUUCAACUUCUUUUUUAUCCGGUGUUAACUUUGUCUGUAUAAAUAUCAAUUAGUUCAAUCAGCACAUAUAAACCGAAAUAAAUUGAAUCUGUGACAUUGUAGUUAGUAACGUUAGUGUAACUUAAGUGUAAAAAAAAUUGCAGAAUAAAUCACUGUCUUGCAACUACUAGAUGAUUCUAAUUGUAAUAGAGUAAAAUGGACAAAAUAUGCACACAUUUAUUGUAUUAUUACGGUUUACUGAAUUCAAAAACAUUCUAAGUAAGAAAAUAAUGACUUUUUCUAAAAAAAAAAUGCAUCGUAACAUUAAACGUUACUAACUUCAACUUCAUUCUAAUGAUACACAACACUGCUUACAUGCUUGAAACUUGUAAAAAAUGUCCUCAGAAAUAAUUAUUUGAAAAAGAAAAACCAAAUGAGAAUCCAGGGAAAAUUAUAAUCAUCUCGAGAUAAUUGACGUGCGCAAAAACUAGAUACAGAGAAAACAAGUGUGCUGACAAAAUUCAAAAUACCAUGUAGAUUUGGAGAAAUUUCUGUAGAAGAAACUUGCGGCAACAAGCAAGAAAUGUUUUCACAAAACUCUAUAGUUCUAUAAAAAGGUAAAAAUUUCCGAGUGACUAUCCUACAUAACUUUACCAUGAAAGACUGCAGACUUUCAACAAUCAGAAAGCUCAGAAACAGUCUUGUGUCCGUGGAGUAUGAAUCUUUUAUAAAUCCUCAAGUCACGUGCAAGUUUAAAAACUGCCCGUUAGAUGCCAAAAUAAUUACCUUUCUGUUCCUUAUCGAUAAUUGUCUACGUCAUCUGAAUAUUUGUCAUUUCAUUUACAUAUACGUUCCUUAUGAAAUUCUCAUUUUAAAAGUGUUACAGAAUACGAUGCAAAAACACUGCUAAUACUUUUCAAAAACCAGUCACGCAGCUGUGAAAAUUGAACGCCAAUAUCUGUCGUGAAAUUAAAUAAAAAAAUAAAAUGAUAUACUAUACUUUUGCACAAGUAUGUAACGUGAAGGCGGCUCCUGGUAUUUGAUGUGAUAACAUUAACAAAUCAUUCUCCGAUCUGUGAUAUAGUUGGCAGAUACAUUCCUUAAGAGGAUGUUAUAGUCAGUCUUUAUCGACAGAGGAAAGUGUCACUUUUUUUACUUAACUAUUAUCAAAGCCUACGUAGUACUGACGUGAAAAUGCUGCAGUGGCCAUAAUUCUACACGCAAUGCCGAACAAAAAUAUCGUAAAACUUUUGUUUUUCAAGAGCGAGAAUAAGGCCGGAAAAUGUAUUCCUAUAAUAAGUGGUAAUUCAAUCACAGGAAUACAUUUCUAAACACAAUUGUUGCGUAGAUAAGUAACAUUUUUACCAACCGUCGUAACAUAAAGCGUAGCGUGCGAGACUGUGCAACUGCGUUUUUCGGCAGUUUUUCUUGUCCCUUUUGCGAAUGAGGGUGUUUCUAUUGAACCUCUUAAGGCUGCUGAAGACGCAUGAUGAUGAUCACUUAGCCUUUCCCCCAUCACCGUGUGACGGUUUUAUAAUUUACAUGGUCUAUAAAGACCAACUAUAGCAUCCUCUUAACUUCCGACCCCUUCUGCGUAUUCAGCGAAUAAGGUAACUUGUGAUUGUUUCACUUUUGUGUGCAAGAUUUUUGUGAUGUAGGUUCAUUUUGGCUCUACAGCAUAAUUGGAGCAACAAAGUGGUGAAAAAUAAUCACCACUUGAUCGCAAAUACGAUUACUGCUACUGUGUUGGCAUUGAACAUACAAUUUAUAUAAAGUUUUAAGAAAAUCGUAAAUCAUUGCUGUAUUGAUCAAGUCAUUUAUGGAUAUUUAGGAUUUUGCAAUGAUGUAACUUGACAGGAUAAAAAAUAAAUGCAAGGUAUCAAAAAUCGUUCUAGCAUGGAACGAAAAUUCAAAAUUGAAUUGAAAACAACGUAAAAAAUACGAAAGGCAAAAAUAAUGUGCAACAUUUAAAAUCAUUUAACAAUGAAAAAGCUAAGCUUUAUUUUUCGAUUUCGCAACAGAAGAUAGCUAUUGAUAUCGACCAUUGCUUGGUGGUUUUUCCUGAGAUAUUUUGUGUAAAUUAUUCCAAAUUGAACAUUAUUUGAUAUUUAUAAUAUCUUAGAAAUGGUGGUGAUUUUACAUAAAUUUCUAGUUUAAUGUAUGAUCGCACUGGCCGAGACUCCCGUUCAUACGAACUUCAUACAAAAAUAUUUCCUGGUUACGAAGAUUUAAUACAAUCAGUGGGGAAAUUAUUUUGAAUGCGUAAGCUCAUAUUUCAAAUUUCAUGUUUAUAUGUAUAAUGGAGUAUUACAACUACGUAAACUCAUAAUAACGUACCUAGUAUUUCAAUGGCUGAAACAAAGUAAAGACGAAGUUAUGCUUCAGCACUGUUGAUGCUUGAUGAUUAAAGAGCCACUGGAAAUGACUGGAACAAAAUUUUUAGUAUGCAUUUUACCGGCAAUAAUUCAUGUUUACGUAAAUUUCAUUGCAGAAUAUUGCAUAGUUUCAAAGAUUCCUUAUGCAUUAUUGAAUGAUCGAUAUCCAUAGGCGUGUAGUCACCAUAAAAGUGUCACUAAAAUCGUUGCGAUCGUUAGAUUUUGCCUACAUUAAGGUGGUCCUCCUGGUACGGAGCGUAUUAAGUGGGUGCCAAACACGGAUCCUAUGUAAAAUUGUCAAUAAAUAUCUAAUUUUCAUUCAAACAACACUAAUAUGAAUGAUAAAUUUGAUAUAAAUAAUAUUGUGCUGAUUAACAAUGAAUUCCAAGAAAACAUCAUAUGGUUUGUCAUGAUUUCCGCGGUAUUACGUUCCUGAGAAAUUAGAAGUGUGGCAGCGCCGCCACUUUUUUUCGUUGUCUAAUCAUCGGCCCGUUUCUGCUCUACAUAGUACAAUGCUUUUCGAUAAUCUAUUGACUGCUUAUAUUACGAAAAGUGUAUCAACAGUUUUAUUCUUAUAUCGAUACGCAUCUUCUACAGAUUGGAUUUCUACUAUUAAUUUCAAAUCUGGCGCGACGUUGAUCAGAGCCCUUAUAUCAUAGCGACCUUGUCAAGUAUCAAUAACAGACUCACGACCAGACGCGUUCUGUAUGUAUCUUUUCCUUACUUUAUUCUUCAAUAUUUCUUAAAGAAACUGCGAUUAUCCAUAUUUUCUUCGUAAUCUAUAAAAUCCUGAUAUUUCCAAGUGAAAUUAUCGUGUAAGUCUUAAGUUGUUCAACGUGAGAAUUAUUUAACUCUCUCACGGCAACCCUACUGGAAAUUAUUGAAUGAUAAAUCGCAUAAUGUUAUGACCAAAAUUCGGAUGUAUUUUAUGAUGCAAUUUAAGAUGUGAAUAUGACUUAAUACAUAGCAAAUAACACAAUAAAUCAUGAAGUAUAGAUUGUAAAAUAAAAUACAUAACAAAUCAUAUGUCGAAUCAUGGGUUUCGCUUUAUGAUUUUUUAUGUAUUUUAUCUCAUAAUCUAUACUUUAUAAUUUAUCAUGUGAUUUGUUACGUAUUAACUGGUAUUCACAUGUUGGAUAACAAUGAUAACAAAUUAAUCAAUCUCGUGAUGAAGUAAUCUACGGUUUCUCACAGUCAGGGUGGCGACAUACCGAGUAAUUCGGAAAAACCGGGAUUAGUCAGGGAAUUACGAUGAUCCACAAAGAAAAACGUACUUUUUUUUUAUAAAUUAUUUUCAAACUUCAACUGUGCUUUUGUUGAAUUAUAUAUAUUAUUCACGGUGAUAUUAAAAUUAAUGUAAUAUUAUGUUCAUACAUAUUUGUGUGAAACGAAGUAAUACUAUGUGUUCCUCCAUUGAAAUUUAUAUAUUGAAGGUGCACAAUUUCUGGAUCUUUUUGUCGUAUAAGCCGCCCAACAUUGUACAAAUUUGGUGAAAUAAGGCCAGGGAAUGCUGAAUUUUUUGACACGGAAAGUCAGGAAAGAGUCAUGGAAUUUUAUUUGAAUAAAAUUGUCACCAGCCUGUUUGUUAUCCAGGAAUGUCACACUAAAAUAUUAUUUGCAUGUUCUGUACUCUAAUAUACCUUUAGCACUGAAUUUAUUCCUGACAUAACACCACUGCCUUGCCUGUAUCGAAUGUACAAAUUGUACCUAUCAUAAUAAAAUUAGUGAAUGUAUUCACUAUCGAUGAGUUACGCACAUAGGUAAUAUCCUGUAUUUAUGGCCACAGCUAGAGAUGACGUGCAGCUGUUUUGUAACUAUUUACUUGUAUUAAACAACUGGAGGAUUAAUAUUUUAUUGAAGAUUCUAAUAUGACUAUAUGCUACAGAGCGAUACAAUGUUAAUGGUAAUUAAUUUUGAUUCAUUGAUUUCUGUUGAAAGUCUGCUUUCAGAGUUAUGCGCACUUUUUAUUCUCUAUCCGACUAACGCAAAUAAUGCCUUAGUGAUGGCUCUGUACAUCGUAUACCUAUCAUAACCCUUUUUUGCUGAACAUUUAAAAUCAUUUUAUCAAACACACUUCAAUGUUGCUAAAAAUUCCAUUUCCUAUUAUUUGUUUUCAUGUUUUGGGCAGCUCUUAAUAUAUACUCGAUAUUUAACUUAAUGCAAACACAUUAUUAUACAUAUUAAUUAUAUAUAUUAAUGAUGAUCAGCUCCUGUAAUUAAAUUUGUAAAAUAUGUGGAUAACAUAAUGCAAUUCUAGGCAAAGGGAAAGUAUGAAUGAUAAUGAAAAUAAACAGCUUCUGGAUUACGUAAUAUAUGAAUUUUUAGAUUUAAACCCAAGACAUAGAUGCAUCCAGCAUGAUUGAGUUUUGAAUGUUAUCUGUACUCCAUAAUGCACGAAAUGAUAAAAAGCAUGACUCACUUUGAUACAUUAAUUCAGAAUUCACAGACAUGUAUACAAUUUUACCCUUACGAUUACUUCAUAUAAAAAGACUAUUUAAUAACACGUACAUUUUUGGCAACCUCGGUAAUUCUGGCAAGAAAGUCCCAAAAUUGCUGUGAUUUUGGGAAACGUAUUGUCAUCAAAAUGGCGUUUAGUUUCAAAUCCGAUUAUGCACUUCUUAACAUUUUUUGCUAUCCACUUUUCUUCUUGUACGAAAUUUAUAGAUAUAUAUAUACAG
Neodiprion virginianus is the source of this 8992-nucleotide messenger RNA. RefSeq names its product PH and SEC7 domain-containing protein (gene Efa6). NCBI's taxonomy places the organism in Eukaryota, Metazoa, Arthropoda, Insecta, Hymenoptera, Diprionidae. Gene Ontology annotation, biological process: regulation of ARF protein signal transduction. The coding region runs from base 317 to 3622 and encodes 1101 amino acids. The record is from RefSeq and is a predicted model, not a curated record. The transcript has 13 exons. Gene Ontology annotation, molecular function: guanyl-nucleotide exchange factor activity; phospholipid binding; protein binding.